AUGAACUAUAACCUCCAAUCUAUAAUGCUAGAUUUGAAAAAGGGGACAGAUGCACAGGACCAUGCAAUGGCGGAGCACAUAUAUAUACAUACCUAUAAUAUACAAUGUUGCACUGAUUGUUAUGACCUGUUCUUUUUCUUCAUUCUGUCUCCCUUUAUCACCUCAUCGCACAAUUGGGUAGUCGAUAUUGCCUCAAUAACGCGUGCAGUGGAUGGUUUGGAGGUCUUCCCGAUGUCGAUGCUGCAGCUGCAAGAGACGCGAGUGGCUCAGCUCUUGCAGACUAUCCGACAUCAGGUUGGGAACCCCCUCCAAAAGCGCAUCCGAAGCGUUAUCAAGGCCUGGCAGAAACUCCUCGAACCGGGCUCCGCCUGUGCCACUGUCAUUCCACUCCAGCGUAACCUUAACAACAGUAAUAACAACGGUUCCACUGCAGCAAAACUUUCUUCCUCGACGCCAAACAUCACUAAUUCCUCUCCCUCCACCCAAAGCUCAAACGGCCGCUCUAAAAUCCCCAGAAAUCAGUCCACUACCAAUCAUCAGCAGCACCAAGAGCCUCCCACAAAAACUCCCGAUCGGAAAAAGAUUUCCCUUACCACCGCCCUUCCUAACGGCUGCUCUCCAAAACCACUACCCUCUCUGAACGGUCGCGUCUCUGCCGUAAUCUCAGAUGUGCCAAAACUCGCCAAGGUUAAGUCGACUGCAGAACUGGUUCAGGAGGCUGGUGGCUGCAUUGAUUCCGUUACCAAGGAUCGGAUUCUCAGCAACCGCAUUGCCAAAGAGUCCGACGAGUUCCCACGCCUUGUCCCGCUGGCUGCUAUGCGGUCCUCCCGCAAGGCCAAACAUCCGCCUACAACGCUCCCACCGUCCGUGCACCAUCAGCAAAAGUCGGUUGCAAGGACUUUGGAUCGUACCUUACCUCCUCCUCCACCGCCGCCUCCACCUCCUGUUAUACAGUCCUCACCACAACGCACUGCCUCUAUUCCUCCAGCAAAGUCGGAGAUGAUUGCAAAGUUCCUUGAACAUGCUCCGACGCGAAUGGAGUCUCCACGUGAGACUCGUUCCAUACCCUCUGAUCAUAAUCACCGCCACCAUCACCACCACCACAAGGAGAAACGUAAGCAUGGAAAGCGUCGAAGAGAGAACAAAGAAGACGGCGGAGAAGAAGAGGAUGAUACAAUGACAGAGCCGAAGCAACCUCCAGUCGCCAAUUAUAUAGAUGAUUGGCCGACAUUGUCGCCCCUAACGGAGGAAGUGAUGCGAGAAGCAGCAGAGACGUGGCUCAGGGACUACCACUCGGGUCGGACGCCGAGUCAGACGGAGUUGGAGGAUGUUGGACAUGUGACCGACCUGCUUCAGGGCACUUGGGAGGAGGUGAGCGCUAGCCGCGGUGACAAUGGCUGUCUGGAACCCAUGACUGCGCUCUACUCUGUCGAUAUGGGUGACGAUCAGCUAGUGCAUAUUCUGCCCUGGGCCAACCUCGGCGACUAUAAACAGACCUUCUUUCCACCGGGAACUACAACGGCCAGCGAUAUGGACCGACUGAUUGAUCUUCCGGAGCCGUGCUAUUGCGAGAAUGAUGCAACGCGCGUACCCUUCCUCUUCCGCGCUCUUUUCUGA
Molecule: messenger RNA, 1617 nt
Organism: Echinococcus granulosus
Lineage: Eukaryota; Metazoa; Platyhelminthes; Cestoda; Cyclophyllidea; Taeniidae
Product: Mediator of RNA polymerase II transcription subunit 26
Exons: 4
Coding region: 1-1617 (538 amino acids)
Source: RefSeq, a predicted model, not a curated record